CGUUUAUCUUUCGGCCGUGGCUCAAGUGGCUCAAGUUGAGGGCGUUCUGUUUCGAUUUUUCCCCCCCAUCGAGGUUGGGAGCUUUAAUUUAAUAAUUUUGAUGUUCGUGAGUCCGAAUCCCUAUGAGUGUGUGCAAUUGUGUUCGUGAUCGUGCGAGACUUUUUUGUGGUGAAAAGAGAAAAUAAAACACGAAAAGUGCUGUGAAUCGAGUGAAAGCUUUCGAAAAAGGACCUUUCGCAGGAUUGAAAGUCAGAAGUUUUGUGCUAAACAAAAAUACACGUAAAUCAGAGGAAAAUUUUACGCCAGAUGCAAGGAUAGUAAUUGUGUGAUCGUUUCUUGUAAUCGAAAAUCGUGAUAAAAAAAAACCAAGAGAAAGAGAGCGAGUGAAAAAAGUGAAGGGACUUUUCGCGGACGAAAAACUUCGAGCUGCUGGUAAGAAUUUAAAAUUCCAAAAAGCAGAUUUGUGGAUUAAAUUGGUUUACAUCGUCAACGCGAGACCAAGCUGUUGUAACAGAGCCGAGCAGCUUUUGGGAAGCUUCAAGGACGCACGAUAUCGCGAGUAGCGCAAAGUUGAAUAAAUAGCCUACCAGAUGGACCUGGUAAACAAAGUCUACGGAGGAUGGCGGUACCUGAUGGACGACCUGUCCGAUCCCCGGACGAACGAGUGGCCCCUGAUGAGUUCCCCCUUUCCCACCAUCGCCAUCAGCUUGACGUACGCGUACUGUGUAAAGGUCCUGGGCCCGCGGUUGAUGGAAAACCGUAAGCCGUUCCAGCUGCGAAAGGUACUGAUCGUGUACAACGCCAUCCAGGUCGUGUUCAGCGCGUGGCUCUUCUACGAGGCAUGUGCAGCAGGUUGGGCGACGCACUACAGCUUGCGGUGUCAACCGGUUGACUACUCCCGAUCACCGACGGCCCUGCGGAUGGCACGUGGCUGCUGGUGGUACUUCUUCUCCAAGUUUACCGAGUUCUUCGACACGUUCUUCUUCAUCAUGCGGAAGCGGUACGACCAGGUCUCGACGCUGCACGUCAUCCACCACGGAAUCAUGCCGGCGUCGGUCUGGUGGGGCGUCAAGUUCACUCCAGGUGGCCACAGUUCGUUCUUCGGUCUGCUGAACACCUUCGUCCACAUCAUCAUGUACGCGUACUACAUGCUGGCCGCCAUGGGUCCCAAGGUCCAGAAGUACCUCUGGUGGAAGAAAUACCUGACCGUGCUGCAGAUGAUCCAGUUCGUCCUGGUGAUGGCGCACGCCUUCCAGCUGCUGUUCUGGAACGAGUGCAACUUCCCGAGUGCGUUCGCGUACUUUAUCGGCGCCCACGCCCUCAUGUUCUACUUCCUGUUCUCGAACUUUUACAAGCGGGCGUACGCCGAACGCAAGCAGCCAAAGGAGAAGGUCGAGAAGCAGCAGCUGGUGGCCAACGGCAACCUGGAGUCGGAGCCGAACAAGAACAUCGAGCAGCACAGCUCGCCCAUGUCGGCGCACUUCCAGUCCAACGGCAAGAGCAGCUUUUACCAGGCCGUCGGCAAGACCGUCGAGGAGAGCUACUCGUCCACGCGGCAUCGGGUGUACGUGGGCGCGGUGAACAACUGAAGAGCGGGAGAAGGUUUCCAGCUUUAAGGGCGACUCUAGGUUAAGGACCACCACCUCGUGUAGAGGGCGCUGUACAAGUACUGCUCAGUCGUGGGAUCCUUUAUUGUGAUUCCAGACACACACACACAUUUCUGAUUCUAAUUUUCUAGCGAGGAAAAAAGUGAUAGCUCUUUGUAAUACCGUAAAUGAAGUCCAGUUAUUAUUAUUACGAUUGUUUAGCACUAUUGCCCUGGAAGAUUUUUGAGACACAGGUAAACGAGAAUCGAAAAACAAGCCAGAAUAAGCAUUCAAAGCCAAACUUUUAGAGCUCACGGAGCUUACACCAGUUGAAGUUUGCAUUUUUGGGCAACUUUGAAUCACCCCUAGCACAUUUGCACAUUUCAACUGUUUUUAAAACGCAAGGGAACCGGAAAUAGGGAAAGGAGCUCCUAAUCGAGUUGCCGAAAAAGACGAUAACAUCAACUGCACUGCACUUUAAACUUCAUCCAUUUCCGUUCAAAACCAAGCUAGAAAAACGUAAUUUGUGUUACUUUUUACGAUUGGUAAAAAGAACGCAAGCUGCACGCCCUGCACCCACCGCCAAAUGCUUCGUAAAAUCUUUCAACCUUGCAACAAUACCAAAUAAGUAUCUCUUUUUUGGCUGACCUUAAUGUUGGGAGACCCCCGCCCCCUUUUAAUCCGAACGCCCCUUGCUCUUGUCUCUUCGAAUGUUAUCUGAUAAGUGUCUUUUAUUUAGCUGAUAGUAAUUUAACUAGCCUCUAAGCUGCGUGAAGCGAGAAGAGAUCUGUAAAUAGUUCCCAUUUUAUGAAAACAAAACAAACAAAAAAACAAACAAACCAGAAAAGGUGACCCUCUUUUAACCCAAUUUUAAGGAUGCUCGUGAAUGCUGGAUUGUGUGCAACGCAUUUAGCGUGUAGCGAAAAAAAAAAGAUUUCUACACACUCACAUACACUUUUACUCUUAACUUGUUUUAUACACCGUAAGAAAUUUGCACGCUUUUGCUCGGGAUGAAGGUUUGUUAGUUAAUCGAGAGAGAUAGCAUACGGAUUAGCAGUGUGUGAGCGGGAACUGAGUAUGUGUAUGAGUAUUUUUUUAAACUGUUUGAAUGACUGAUGUGCAAUAAAAUGUAGUGAAUAGUGUAAAAUG
Culex pipiens pallens (northern house mosquito) is the source of this 2735-nucleotide messenger RNA. It is a transcript of the gene Elovl7, whose product is annotated as elongation of very long chain fatty acids protein. Gene Ontology annotation, biological process: fatty acid elongation, polyunsaturated fatty acid; very long-chain fatty acid biosynthetic process; sphingolipid biosynthetic process. Gene Ontology annotation, molecular function: fatty acid elongase activity. Lineage: Eukaryota; Metazoa; Arthropoda; Insecta; Diptera; Culicidae. The transcript is spliced from 8 exons. Gene Ontology annotation, cellular component: endoplasmic reticulum membrane. The coding region runs from base 591 to 1589 and encodes 332 amino acids. The record is from RefSeq and is a predicted model, not a curated record.